Molecule: messenger RNA, 282 nt
Organism: Podospora pseudopauciseta
Lineage: Eukaryota; Fungi; Ascomycota; Sordariomycetes; Sordariales; Podosporaceae
Exons: 1
Coding region: 1-282 (93 amino acids)
Source: RefSeq, a predicted model, not a curated record
AUGAUAAAAGAUAAUCAGAGCCAUUCAAGUACCUUGAGGUCUGUAUACAUAAACGACAAGCCGAGUCUCUAUCUCAUAGGACUUUUACCUGCUUCGUGUUUCGGUCGCUGGUUUCUGAUCCUGCUGGUGAUGACUCAUAAACACAACGCCGCGACCCGUGGCUUUUGUAGUGUUGUUGGGAGCUUCCCUUGCCCUCGAGCCUUUCUCAAUGCCGUGCUUUUGUGUCUCCUUACCUGCAAUACAUGCGUACUCGAGUGGCGUGCGAGUUUAUCGGUCACUUGA